This is a messenger RNA of Linum trigynum, 1089 nucleotides long. The record is from the annotation of a GenBank genome assembly. Lineage: Eukaryota; Viridiplantae; Streptophyta; Magnoliopsida; Malpighiales; Linaceae.
CCCCACCCUGCCAUCAGCUCUCUAUUCUCAAAACCCAACCCCCACCAUCAGCUUAAUUGAUGAAGCUCAUUGUUCCUCCGCCGCCAUCAUCGCCAUCUAGAUCUGCGGGAAAGGCUGGUAGGAAGAAAGGAAAAACCCGAAUUUUGCUGGAAGAAAGGAAGAACACAUAUUCCACGAACCCAUAUGUCGUCGGAAGAAAGAAAGAAUUCAAAUUGAGCGUUGUAGGAUUGAGCAAUGCCCUCUAUGGUGGAGAAAGUGCCCAGCCCUUUUCCCCAGCUGCCCUGUCUCACCCCUCAAUACUGCAACUUACGAUGAUUUGAGUUGCUGACUCUGUUGCUAAUGGCGGCGGAGGGAGAUGAAGGAUCCAACUCUCACGGACCCAGAGCUGUCGGAGCCCCGACCUCCUUCGUUGUUGCUGUCACUUCAUCAUUGCCAUAGCCUCCUUCUAAUCAUCUCGAUUUCGAUGGAACUGGACCCGAGGACAACAAUGUUUGGUGGAAGGCCAAGAGUUCUCACACAGACUCCACGAAUGUACAUCUCCCAAGAAGGUUCAACGAGGAUAUGGCAACGAGUUCUCGCUAAACAGGCGGUGGCGCCGCCGAAGUGGCCUCGUAGUUGGCGGCACUGAUCGACGAUUGAGGAGAUGCCGGAGAUGAUUGAAGAGAUGUCCCGCUGCUACCAACUUCAUCGACGAUUGAGGAGAUGUCGGAGAUGAUCGAUUGACGAGAUUGCGGCACCGACCGACGAUUGAGGCCUCUCACGUUUUGUUUCUGUUUGCUCUAUUUUUGGUUAAUCGACAUUGAAUUCAUCUCCUCUCUUCCAUUAAAAUCAUUUUGUCCCUUGGCCAUGCUAAGGGGAGAGGACGAGUCACUAAAGCGGUGGAGAGCGCACAUUUUAAGCCAAAGUGGCAAGCCUUCGUUUAGCGGCAGCUGGGGAGUCGGGAGGUGGAAGAGAGAGUUGGAGAAGAAAGGGGAGUGGGUCGGGUGGGAGUGUGUAGGGUUGAGUCAUGGGUUGGUUUUGAUAAUGAUAAUGCGUCUAGUUUUGAUGAUGUGGUGGGUCAAUUAUAAAAAAUAAAUUGGUCAAAAUAUG